Arachis ipaensis is the source of this 686-nucleotide messenger RNA. NCBI's taxonomy places the organism in Eukaryota, Viridiplantae, Streptophyta, Magnoliopsida, Fabales, Fabaceae. The record is from RefSeq and is a predicted model, not a curated record.
UUUUUGGUUGAGAUUGGGGGGAGAUAAUCUGAGAGAUUAUUUCUAUCUGCAAAGCUAUGAAAGCUAAGAAAAUGAUUUACUGCUUGUUCUCUGACGAGUGGAUAUCUCGAAGAUUUGAAAUAAAUUAUUUGGGGUGCGUCCCUGUACCUUCAACUAUGACAGGGAAAUUGGAAGAAAGGGACUUCUUUCUUUGUGGCAUUAGCAUCUAGUUUUCCAAGGCGAUAGUUCAGGCAUCUCCGUUCUCUUCGCUUGAGCACGCAACAUUGUUUGCAAGGGAUUUAUGGUUCAACAAAUCGCCUAUUCAAUCUUGGCUGAAUGUAUUCUCUGCACACCUGUACAUAGAUGAGGCUGGAAUUAGAGCAAUUCGGAAGAAAGUACCGCAGGAAAUUUGGCUUUGUGUUCAUAACAAGUACAGACAAGAAACUGUCUCACCAAAUACUGCAGGAGGUGAAGACACGAUAUGAGAAUCCUCUUUCUGUAGAACUUGAUAUUACGUCUCGGGAGGAAUUCAUUCUUAUAGAGAGAAAGCUUGCACAACUUUGGGAGCAUUUAUCUCGAGAGAAUACUCGAGAGACUCCAAAAGAAACAGGGGAGGUGGUUCAAGACUCGAUGCAGAAAGAAAAUGUUAUGAAAGACGAUAGCUCCAAGAGGUUGUUUCUACUAUAAACAAUGCUCCAAUGCUUACU